AGUCAUAAAUCGGACUCCGAGGAGCCAGGAAGUAUGCAGCGCGACAGAUAAAGUCGAGAGAGCGGGCGUUUGUUGUCAGUGGACGGGGAUCACACGCUUCAGGGUGAGAGGGAAUUAUAACCGAGUGCGAAAUUGAGCCUAAUCCAUUGCAGUGGCAGAGACUGACCACUCAGUAGUUUAGAUUUGAAAGCGGGGAGAGAUCACGACCCUGCUUACAAUUAGGUAAAUAUUACGUUAGCACAUUGCUACGAAACAAGACGGAAGAGAAUAGAAGCGGGAUUGCUGUUAUUUCACGGCAAAGGGUUGUCUUGCUCACAAAACAAUUCGAAUCAAGGAUCAUUUCUCAGCAAAGCUUCAAGAUGCCUCGGGUGGUCCCGGAUCAAAGGAGCAAGUUUGAAAACGAAGAAUUCUUCAGAAAACUCAGUCGGGAGUGCGAGAUCAAAUACACAGGUUUCCGAGACAGACCGCACGAGGAGAGGCAAGCCAGGUUUCAGAACGCUUCUAGAGACGGUCGCUCAGAAAUAGCUUUUGUGGCGACGGGCACCAACCUCUCGUUGCAGUUCUUCCCAGCCAACUUGCACGGGGAGCAGAGGCAGACGCCCACACGAGAUUAUGUGGACUUUGAUCGGGAGACGGGAAAGGUGUACUUGAAGGCCCCUAUGAUCCUGAAUGGAGUGUGUGUGACCUGGAAGGGCUGCAUAGACCUGCAGCGCUUGGAUGGGAUGGGCUGUCUGGAGUUCGAUGAGGAGAGAGCACAGCAUGAGGAUGCCCUGGCGCUAGCAUCCUUUGAGGAGUCGCGUAGGAGGACCCGGGACUUUGAGGACAGAGACCGCUCGCACCGAGAGGACCUGGAGCCCAGGCGACAGCAAGACCCCAGCCCUGGCAACAACAUGGGCAACAACGCUGAUGAUCACAAGAUUCGCUAGAGGCCAGAGAGACGCAGGGGGUGGGGUCAGGGUGACCUGUCCAUCGUACUAGGCCAGUCUCACACCCUGUCACCAAGCUGUUAACUGGAGAGACCAAAGUCCACAUUGCUAGAGA
Molecule: messenger RNA, 1041 nt
Organism: Oncorhynchus gorbuscha (pink salmon)
Lineage: Eukaryota; Metazoa; Chordata; Actinopteri; Salmoniformes; Salmonidae
Product: core-binding factor subunit beta-like
Exons: 6
Coding region: 360-926 (188 amino acids)
Biological process (GO): regulation of transcription by RNA polymerase II
Cellular component (GO): core-binding factor complex; nucleus
Molecular function (GO): sequence-specific DNA binding; transcription coactivator activity
Source: RefSeq, a predicted model, not a curated record